GGUACAUCAUGAUGCAAAAGAGGGAUUCUCCCAGGAUCCGAAGGAAUUGUUUGAUCCUCAAACCCGCGUCGGCAAGGAAAACAUUGUGAUCUCGUUGUAUUUUUCCUUUUCAUUUUCUCUUGUGCAUUUUCACUGUUGUUGUUGUUGUUUUAUUUCUGUUAUGCAGACCCACUCACAUAAAAAGAUUGGUUUGUUAUCAAAAUCUGCAUGCAACUAACAGGAAAUCUGAGCCCAUUACAGCAGAACGAAUCGCCUGGAUGAGCGCCUGACAGACUGAGACUCAGACAUUCAUCACACGGACACAAGUGAAGGAGUCGAGCGGCAGAGCAGCACCGAUCACCCGCGCAAAAACACACUCACACACACACCCGCGCAGGAUGGGAUAUGCGAACAGGAGCGUAAGAGCAUACACUUUUCUGUUGUGGGUCGCGGCGGUCCUGCUGUUUGCGGAGAGCAGAAGAGGCAAACAGCCGAGAUGCCCCUCUGGAUGCACGUGCACCAAAGAUAACGCCUUGUGUGAUAAUGUGAGAUCUGUGCCUCACAGCUUCCCUCCAGACGUCGUCUCACUCUCGUUUGUGAAGUCUGGAUUCAGUGAGAUUGCAGGGGGAAGUUUUCUCCACACGCCGUCCCUUCAGCUUCUAUUGUUUACAGCCAAUUCUUUUGACUUGAUUGAUGAAGAUGCCUUCCAAGGGCUGCCACAUCUGGAAUAUCUAUUUAUUGAAAACAACAAAAUUGAGUCAAUUUCUCCCCAUGCCUUUAGAGGAUUGAAAUCUCUCAUACACCUGAGUCUCGCCUUCAAUAACCUCGAGACGUUGCCCAGAGAUAUAUUCAAAGGAAUGGAUGCCUUAACAAAAGUGGAUCUCAGAGGAAACAUGUUCAGUUGUGACUGUAAGUUGAAGUGGUUGGUGGAAUGGAUGUUCAGCACUAAUGCAACGUUGGAUCAGUUAUACUGCAGUGGGCCUUCACCCUAUCAAGGGAAGAAGAUAAAUGACCUCAUGCCUCAGUCCUUUGACUGCAUUACAGCAGAGUUUGCUUUAAAGAAAACCCUUGCAUUUGAGUCUAUAUCCGUGGAGGCCUUCUCCUAUGGGAACGAUCAGUAUGUGGUUUACGCUCAGCCUUUCACCGGAAGAUGCAACUUUAUGGAAUGGGACCACGUCAAUAUGGAGUUCAGAGAUCAUGAGAUCAUAUUAAGCACCUCAACAGUGGUGUGCAAGCCAAUGGUCAUCGAUGACCACCUCUUCAUCGUGGUCGCUCAACUGUUCGGUGGCUCUCACAUUUAUAAAAGAGACAGCUCAGCCAAUAAGUUCAUCAAAAUCCAGGACAUCGACAUCCUAAAAAUCAGAAAACCCAACGACAUCGAGACUUUCCGUGUGGACGGCGAGUUUUACUUCGUGAUAGCGGACAGCUCCAAAGCCGGCUCCACUACGAUCUACAAGUGGAACGGCAACGGCUUCUACUCGCACCAGUCUCUCCAUCCGUGGUACCGCGACACCGAUGUGGAGUACCUGGAAAUCGCAGGCAAACCCCACAUUAUUUUGUCCAGCAGCUCACAGCGGCCUGUCGUCUACCAGUGGAACCGAAGCCAGAAGCAGUUCGACAGGCGGACGGACAUUCCCGAGAUGGAGGACGUCUAUGCGGUCAAACACUUCAAGGUGAAGGGGGAGCUGUUUAUCUGUCUGACGCGCUUCAUCGGAGACUCCAAGGUGAUGAAGUGGGAUGGCGCUAUGUUUAUGGAAAUACAGACAAUGCCCUCGCGGGGGUCCAUGGUCUUCCAGCCUGUCUCCAUCGGCAACUGGCAGUACGCCAUCCUCGGCAGCGACUACUCGCUAACGCAGGUCUAUCAGUGGGACGCCAAGAAGAGCCAGUUUGUGCACUUCCAGGAGCUCAACGUCCAGGCGCCGAGAGCAUUCUCACUGGCCUCCAUUGACAACCGAGAGUUCCUGCUGGCGUCCAGCUUUAAAGGGAAGACGCAGAUUUACGAGCACUUGAUGAUCGACCUGAGCGGUUAGGGUGCAGAGAACAGACCCUGACACAGACGAAGCUACCGUUGAAGUCUGAAUUAUUGGCCCCCUGUAUAUCUUUUUCCCAAUUUCUGUUUAAUGGAAAGAAGAUUUUUGUCAACACAUUUCUAAACAUAAUAGUUUGAAUAACUGAUUUAUUUUAUCUUUGAUAUCAUGACAGCACAUAAUAUUUUACUAGAUAUUUUUCAAGAUACUAGUUUCAGUUUAAGUUUCAGCUUAAAAUUACAUUUAAAGGCUUAACAAGUUUAUUUAGGCACACUCUCUGGAAAUAAAGGUAGGAGAGCUGUCACUAUGGUGGUACCUUUUCAAAAGAUACACAUUUGUAUUCAAAAGGUUCAUAUUUGUACCUUAAAAGCAUACAUUUGUACCUAAAAAGUACCUAUGCGCUUUACACAUAGGGGGGGAAUCUCCUCAUCCACCACCAGUGUGCAGUAUCCACCUGGAUGACACGACGGCAGCCAUUUUGCGCCAGACCGCACACCACACACCAGCUGAUUGGUGGAGAGAUGACAGAGUGAUUAAGCCAAUUAUGAUAUGGGGAUGAUUAGGAGGCCAUGGAGGACAGAGGCCAGUGGGCAAAUUUGGCCAGGAUGCUCUUUUUCGAAGGACAUCCUGACCACAGAGAGUCAGGACCUCGGUUUAACGUCUCAUCUGAAAGACGGUGUUAACUAAGCAGUAUAGAGUCCUCGUCACUAUACUGGGGCAUUAGGACCCACACAGACCACAAGUUGGGCGCCCCCUGCUGGCCUCACUAACACCACUUCUGGCAGCAACCCAGCAUUGCCAUGUGGUCUCCCAUCGAGGUACUGACCGGGCGCAGCCCUGCUUAGCUUCAGUGGGUGACCAUGUGAGAGUUGCAGAGAGCUAGCUGCCAGCUAAUAUGUACCCUUAAGCAGGGCUUCCCACAGGUUUGAAAUAUACCUGAGGUGGUAGCUGGAUUGAAACACACCUUUUACCCAUGGCAACAACAUGCAAACAAAAAAUAAUGGGAUUUGUGACACUCUUAUACACUGUUUCUUUUUAAUGGGUUUUUAAUUUCUCUUACUUUUAUGCAAUUUAAGAGCCAUGUGCACCCAUUGACAGGUAAAAGCUGAUCUCUCUCUCUAUCAAGUUCAGCUUGCUAAAUUAGCAUGAUAUUUUGUACAGUAAAGCCAAAGCAUUUUAUAUAUGUGUAAAGUAUGUAAUAUAUUAACCAUCAAAUUAAUAAAAAAUACAGCAAAUGAGAAAUAUAUGACAGUAAAAAGGAUUAAAACAGUGCUAAGAAUUAUAAUAGGCCCUAAUUACAAAAAUAAAAAGUGUUGAUUAUUUAAAUAAGGCUUCCCCCCACAUAAACAUGUUGUACAGGUGAAUUGGGUAAGCUAAAUUUUCCGUAGUGUGUGUGUGAAUGGGUGUGUAUGGAUGUUUCCCAGUGAUGGGUUGCACCAGCAAGGGCAUUCGCUGCGUAAAACAUUUGCUUGAUAAGUUGGCGGUUCAUUCCACUGUGGCGACCCCUAAUAAAGGGACUAAGCCGAAAAGAAAAUGAAUGAAUGAAUUUAAAUAAGGGAAAUUAGUUGAUGUUUUUAAUGUUUCUCUCGCUCUCGCUUAAUAAAUAAAAAAAUAAACAUAAAUGAAAGUGCACACGAUUAACGGCAACUAUAGAAAGCGAAAGCAAAUGUCGAAUCCUGAACAUUAGAAACCCCAAAAGGCACAUCUCUGUGGGUCUGCAGAGCACGUGAGUCAGUGGGAUUGUUGACAGGUCUCGCGCUAACACAACGAGCAGUACGAAAUGUGUAGGGUAAGAUAAGAUUUUCCACUGGCUAAUCGAUUGCGAACGAUCACCAAAUAUACUUGGGUGGCUGUUAACAUACCUGGGUGGCUCGCCCAAGUUAAGUCUAUGUGUGGGAAGCACUGCUUGAGGUAUCUGUAUGCAGGGGCGGAUUAGCGAUUUGGGGGAAUUCCAGCCAUGGGGUCCAACAGUCCUAUAAUGCACCCUUUCUACUUUUUAAAAAUUACACUUCAAUGAAUUAAACUAGAAUGCAAUUAAUGUGAUUAAUUAUAAAUUGUAUUUUCCCCACAAAACAAAAGCAUAAUCUCACAGACAUGUCUUAAUUUUAUUUGAUUUCUCUGUUGAAACAAAACAAAACAACGUCUUAAAGUUUACAAACAAUAAUAACAAUUUCAAAACAUUGCCACCUAUUAAACCCAGCACAUUUUAAUGGUGUUUGGGACAUUUUGGGGCCCAACAGUCAUAAAAUGCACCCUUUAUACUUUUAUUUAAUUUUUUUUGUUCUAUGUUCUAUCUUAAUCCAAUAUAUACUUUUUGGUCCCACUUUAUAUUAAGUGUCCUUAACUACUAUAUACUUACAUAGAAAUUAAUAAUUCGUUACAAUGUACUUAUUGUGGAAAUACAUGCAUUUACUGUGUACUUAUGCUUGAUUAAAUACCUAUAUGUAAUUACAUCUGUAAUUACCUUCUGUAAUUACAUUUGAAAAUACACUGUUCACCAUCCCUUACACCGUAACCCACCCUUAAACCUACCCAUACCACCAAACCUGUCCAUAACCCUACCCCUAUCCCAACUCAAGAUCACCACAAGUUCUCAAAUACAUUAUGAACACAGUAAGUACAUUAUAUUUCUUUUUGAUGCAAGUACAUAGUAGUUAAGGACACUUAAUAUAUUAUAUAUAUUAUAAUAUAUUAAUAUAUAUAUAUUUAAAUAAUUAGUUUUCUUAAAAUUACUAAACUAAAAAUAAUAAAUAUAUAUUUUUAUAAAUCUGACUGCUGGACUGCUGUAUGAUUGGGAGGUGGUGGACAAAUUUGUGCAGAUGUAAUAAUUAUAAUAUUUUAGUUUAUGAUAUUAUUAAUACAUAACAUUAAAUUAUUAUAAUAUUAUAUUUUAAUUUCUAUUAAAUAAUAUUUAAUUACGUUUUAUUUGUUUGACUGUCACCAUACAAAAAUGAUAGAAAACAAUGUUAUAUAUUGUUUAUAGGUAUCAUUUAUACUUCUAGAUCAGGCAUGUCCAAGCUCGGUCCUGGAGGGCCGGUGUCCUGCAAAGUUUAGUUCCAACCCCAAUCAGACACACCUGGGCUAGCUAAUCAAGCACUUACUAGGCUUUCUAGAAACAUCCGUGCAGGUGUGUUGAGGCAAGUUGGAGCUAAAAUCUGCAGGACACCGGCCCUCCAGGACCGAGUUUGGACACCCCUGUUCUAGAUAUUUAUUGGGGGUCCCCCUAGAUUUCCUGGGCCCCUAAGCGGCCGCUUACCUCCUUAAUGGUUAAAUCCGCCCCUGUCUGUAUGGACCCUUUAGGUACAAAUGUGUAACUUUUGAAAAGGUAUCACCCCAGCGACAGCUCUCCUACCUUUAUUUCUGAGAGUGCUUGAUUUCUGAGAGUGAUUUAUAAUGAUGAUUUGUUCUGUAGACAAUUGAAAAACAAAUAUUGCUUAACAGGGCUAAUAAUAUUGACUUUAAAAUGGUUUAAAUAAUUACAUCUGUUUUUAUUCUAGCAAAAAAAUCAAACAAAUAGGUCUUUCUCCAGAAGAAGAAAAAAUAUUAUUGGAAAUACUGUGAAAAAUUCCUUGCUCUGUUAAACAUCAUUCGGAAAAGAUUUGAAAAAGAAAGAAAAAUCCCAGGAGGGCGAAUAAUUCUGACUUCAACUGUACAUGCAUGAUCUAGCCUAGACCGCUAAUAAUAAUAAUUCCAGAUGAAUGCCUCUCUAGAAACGCCCUGUGUGUCUUUCUCUGUUGUCACCAUCUGCUCUGCACUUUUCAUCUUUCCUGUUUUUUUGUCCCCUUUCAACAAAAGCUAUUGUUAACAUAUUCUCAUGCUUGCCAUGUAGCCACUAAAGAGGUGUAACAAGGAGCCAACAAAGGUCAAAUCAGUUAGCUGUUGCUGACGUAAUAACAAUCUGCCAAAUAAACUGUUUACAUUUUUACAGUGAUGUAAAAAGACAUUUGUAACUACUUUUUUAAGCAAAGAUUCAACAUGUUAACCACGUUAGGUGUGAUUAGAAACUUGUUUUGACUAAACUUUUAAUAACCUGAAUGCAAUAAGCAUAGAUUUUGUGUGUGUGUGUGCAAAUAGUAAGGAAAGGUGGCUGUGGGAGAGAAGGGUAGUUGUUUACUGGUACUUUUUUAAGAUCUAAUAAAACCUUAAAAAUAUAUAA
This is a messenger RNA of Danio aesculapii, 6162 nucleotides long. It is a transcript of the gene lgi1b, whose product is annotated as leucine-rich, glioma inactivated 1b. NCBI's taxonomy places the organism in Eukaryota, Metazoa, Chordata, Actinopteri, Cypriniformes, Danionidae. Gene Ontology annotation, molecular function: protein binding. The coding region runs from base 378 to 2009 and encodes 543 amino acids. Gene Ontology annotation, biological process: myelination. The record is from RefSeq and is a predicted model, not a curated record. The transcript has 8 exons.